Molecule: messenger RNA, 5484 nt
Organism: Cyprinodon tularosa
Lineage: Eukaryota; Metazoa; Chordata; Actinopteri; Cyprinodontiformes; Cyprinodontidae
Gene: nhsb
Product: Nance-Horan syndrome b (congenital cataracts and dental anomalies)
Exons: 13
Coding region: 110-5314 (1734 amino acids)
Biological process (GO): cell differentiation; lens development in camera-type eye
Source: RefSeq, a predicted model, not a curated record
CCGGGAUUUUAUAUAUUUGGAUGUUGUCUCUACCCCGUUUAUACCCUUUUCUUCUAGGCAGUGGGGAUUUACACUUGGCUCGCAGUGUCUGUUAUUUUUGGCGAACAAAAUGCCAUUCGCCAAAAGGAUUGUGGAACCGCAGCUUCUGUGCAGACACCAGAUCCCCAACGAUGAAGGUGUGCUUUUCGAGGACCUGUGUGCCAUCAGUAAUGUGGUUCUCUCGCGGACCUUGCGCCAGUUGUCCGACCUGGCGCGGCACGCCUGCUCUUUAUUUCAGGAGCUGGAAAACGACAUCAUGAGCACCAACAAGCGUGUCUGGUUCCUUCAGAGCAAAAUAGGCCAGAUCCAGCAGACAGCCAGUGCCCUGGACCCCAAAAAGGAGGCAGUGCCGGUGUCGAACCUGGAUAUAGAGAGUAAGCUGUCAGUGCACUAUCAGGCCCCAUGGCACCAGCAACACAAUGUGUUUCACCCCCUUACCAGACCGCCGUGUUUGGAGGAGCUUCACAGAAAUGCUCAGCUGAGUCUGAGAGCUCUGCAUCAAGAAGAACAACAACAUCAGCUUUCCUCAAGCCGGGAGAGAAACAGGGUGACCAUCUCCAUCUCCGUGGCCCCACCCAUGCCUACGUUUCCCUCACCGCACAGCAUCCGCCGGCAACAGAGAAGUCGGCUUGCACAAGCGCAAGAGAGAGCAGAGAGGGAACGAGAACUGGAGUAUCAACCACGAAAGGAGAGGAGUGUGAAAGAAACAGAGAUGCAAACUACAGAGAGAAAGCUACAAGAGAAACCUGUUAGAAAGGAAGAUAUGAAAACAAUCGAAAGGAAGUUUGAGUGCUUUUACUCACUUGACACUAUUGAAGGUUGCAUCUUCAUUCCAUGGAAUAGAAAGGCUACAUCGACAGAGAAAAGAGAAAGGGCUGAGGUCACUGGAGGCCAAACAGCCAAGGCCUUAACCCACAGUACUCCCUCAGCCCAAGAUAAACAAACAAACUGUUCAAAGGAAAACAUCCCGCCAUCAGAUCAGAAGGCAAAUGGCGAUUCUCAAGCUGUGUCCUCUUGCAUUAUCCCCAUAAAUGUUACAGCAGGAGUCGGGUUUGACAGAGAGGCCAGUGCCCGUUGCUCACUAGUUCACUCCCAGUCGGUUCUUCAGAGAAGGAGGAAGCUGAGAAGGAGAAAGACUAUCACAGGAAUACCCAAACGGGUACAACAUGACAUGGACUCAGAUGAAUCACCUGUGGCAAGAGAGCGCACAGUGAUCAUCCAUGCCAAUUCACAUCAGCUUUCUCUUUGUCAAGAGGACCUCUCAAUUAGUGGGCGUCUCCACCACACUCGUGACUCUGGCUGCCAGACAGAUGAUUUCCUUAUAGCAUGCACAGCUGCUCCCUCCCGAAGGCGCAUUAGAGCUCAGCGUAACCAUCAAGGUAUCCCUGCCUCUUUGUCCCACUCCACGGGUAACAUUUCAUCCCUGGGAGACCAGUCUGACUUCCCAUACAUCCCGUCCUCCAGCCAUGGUGGGCGGUUGCGUUCACGUAGCCUUCCAAGAGAGGGUGGACGUCUGAUGGACAGUGAUGAAGACGAUGAUGACAACUAUGAUGAUGAUGAUGAAGAUGAAGAAUUGUCACCUUACGAAGGUGAGGACUUCAUUCCAUCAGGACCAAGCCCCAGAAUGAAGAUGAUGAUGAUGAAGGAUGAAGAAGAGAGCACGGAUGAUCAGGCAGCCCCUGAGCCACUGCAACUUGGAAGUCUAAAAAGACUACAGAGGUCUACUGAAAGAGACAGAGUGGGUGGAGGAGGUGGAAGUCCAGAGCCCAGUUGGAUGGAGAGGGGUCGUUCUCGCUUGCCCCGCAAGGCUGACAUGGGUAGCUGUGAAAUCUCAUCCAGUUCUGAUACUUUUAGUAGUCCUAUUCACUCAGUGUCUACCACAGGAGUUCUAGGCAGCCACGUGGAUCACAAGGAAGACCACCAGUCAUCAAGUGGUAACUGGAGUGGCUCCAGCUCCACGUGCCCCUCACAGACAUCUGAAACCAUCCCCCCACCUUCAUCUCCACCCCUAACAGGCUCUUCUCACUGUGAUUCAGAGCUAUCACUUAACACAGCUGCCAAUGCUAUCGAUGAGGGAUUUUCCCUCGAUCCUUCCUACCACUCUGACCUCAGGCCCCAGAGUCAAGGCCACAGAUCAAGCUCUUUUACAUCAUCAGCCACAGACCAGCUUGAUGAUGCAGGGGUCAGCACAGCCAGUGAAGGGGAGUGGGCGUACCUCCCUGACCAAGACCAGACCGAUGCAGACCAAGACCUGGAGCACACUCAAAAGCUGAGUGACAGCCACCGAUUUCCUCAAGAAUACAGCUCAAAAGAAGGCCUUAAUGAUCAAACAUGUUUUAAUAAACAGAAAAAUAAUACUGAAAAAGAGCCUGGCUCUCAUUACCAAUCUGAUAGAGAGGGUUACUUCUCAUCCUCUGUAAACUUUGGGGAAUAUAAUCAAACUUACAAAGAACACACCUGUAACUAUGCAGACCUAGGGCCUGACUCUCAUCAGUCCAACACUUUGGAAACUCGAUUAUCCCGCGGCAGUUAUCCUCAAUCAUCACUUGAGUUAAAAACAGGCACUAUAACUUUAGGGAGAACGUUUCGUCCUUUAAAAAAAUCAAAAGUCAAACCUCCGCCGCCAAAGCGAAACUCCUCACUAAAGGAAGCCAGUAUUAGUGUUGAUGUUGGAACAGACACACAAACAGAUAAGGAUCAACCAAAGAUCGUUAAUGAGCAAGAACUUACCUCGUCUUCCACAGAUAUGAAGUUGGAACUGGACCUGGAAAUUGGAGUAGCUCCAGAACCAUUACAGUCAUCUUGUCUAGUUUCUGAGUCUUUGGGAACUUGGGGCAUGGGACUGGAGGGAGCCAUGGACGUAGUAGAGCCAAUGUCCUUCAGCUCUGCAGAUACACAUUCAUUUAAGGAUGAGGGUGCUGUGCAAUCUGACUAUGCAGACCUGUGGCUUCACAACAGUGAUCUAAAGUCUAACAAUGGAGAGUACGCAUCAAUGUCGAACUCAAGCACAGCCACAGGCACCACCAUUAUGGAUUGUAUGAAGUCACCAGACAGCUCUUCCUCUUCCACAGAGACACCUCCCCAGGCUGUUGCCCAGACUCUUGAAUCCAAGCAAAGCAGCCCAUCUCUCCCCUCUGGGGACUAUAAGCUUGGGUCACCUGAAAAAUUGGCUAGCCUAGCUUCACCAUCAAGCGGUUAUUCCAGUCAGUCUGAAACCCCAACAUCAACUUUACCCUCAUCAUCAGCAGCAUUCUUCCCAGGACCACUGUCCCCUUCAGCUGGCAAGAGAAAGCCUAAAGUGCCAGAAAGGAAGUCAUCUCUCUCUUCCUUACAACAAUUUCCUAGAGAUGGAGCUUCCAUUUCAUUUUGUAAUAAGAGAGAUCCAGACUUUCCACCUCCACCCUCACAACUUGAUCUGAAUGUUCUACAUGGAGGCUAUGUGAGACACACAUUAUCUCACCGAGCAUACCACAUGCACACCUUACACCAUAGCAAACACAGAGUUGCAAAUGUCUUAUCUGGUGGACCAAAAACAUCAGUCCCUGAAGUAACUAAUACCAACCCACCAACAAGUUCAAGCUCUGCUUUAUCAAACCCAAGCUCAAAUGUUUUACCAGUAACUCCAUCUACAAUUCGUUCCGUGCAGCUUCAUCCAGUAAGCCAAUUUGCUGAGCCACAGAGUACUUCCAUAACAUACCAGGACACAGCAAAUGGAGCUGAGACUGUAACAAGGCCAAAAUGUCCUCCCAGUGGCUCUACUCUAGCUCCUCCACCUGUUAAUACCAGGCCACUUCCUCCUCGAAGGCCACCUCCAAGACCCCCAUGUCAUGACCAUAUCUCCUCUCCUGAACGCCCACAGCCGCCUCCACCUGGUCGCCAUCCUGAUGGACCUCCAUCCUAUGAAAGUCUGCUUCUAAGGCAGGAUCGUUAUGGGCCAGGAACAUUUUGGGCUAUGACUGCCUUCAGAACAAGGAUGGACCCUUCAUCAGACCUCUCUGAAGACAGUUCACCCCUGCAUAGGCCAGUUCCACGUGCUCCACACCCUUCCCCUGUUGAUCUUCACACACAUAUUCACUCACACGCAGAAUUCAGAGGGCUCACCCACUCAGCAAAUGCUCGUUCAGAGUUUAGAGUUUUGGGGGAGCGCUCUUUCUCCCAGGAUGAUGAUGAAGAUGAUGAAGAGGAGGAAGAUGAGGAGGAAGAGCAGGUGAAAGAACUACACAGGGCUGCAUGUUCCAAAGGAGGAAUUCGAUCAGACCACCCUCCUCCCCCAGCAUAUGAAUUUGCUGGAGGAUCCCAUCUAAACUCAGGGCCAUGGGCUAGUCCUGUUAAAGUGCCUGGUAACACAACCGAGACAUCGCAUCCUUACCCAAUCAGCGAUGCCAGAAAAGGACAAGAAAUGCAGAAAGAGGAGAAGGAAAUAAAAUCAGGUGCUACCCGAAGUGCCCAUCAGCACCAACUCCAGGAAAGCAAAGAUGACUCCACCACUCCUGAUACUGAGGAUUACUUUAGCAAAGAUUCCACACCCAGUGACAACUCACUUUCUCCCCUGACGGAGGACACCAAAGUGGAUGACGAUAUUAUUAUCACAUCCCCUAACAAGAGUCGUACAACGGAAGACCUAUUUGCCAUGAUACACAGAUCCAAGAGGAAGGUUCUGGGCCGUAAAGAUUCAGGAGACAUAAACGUGAAGUCUCGUCUUUGCCCUGCUGCAGCUAUAACUCCCAGUAAUGUUUCCAGUGGUGUUAUCCCUCCAGCACCACCUCUGAACUUUCCAGUUACUUUAGCCAAUGCUGUUGGGUCACAAAGAGGCCCUGUCCCCAUCUAUCGCAGUGCUAAAAAAUCAAGCACGUCAAAUGAGGAGUUUAAACUUCUUUUGCUAAAGAAAGGUAGCAGGUCUGAUUCUAGUUAUCGCAUGUCAGCAACAGAGAUUCUGAAGAGUCCCAUUACCCCCAAAACACCAGGGGAGUCCCUUCAGGAAGGUCCUUUUAGACAGCCAGAGGAGCAAUCUUCUAUGUCACAGGAGCCUCCAGUCUCUGGUCUGGACCCAAUCCAGAUACCAGGAAUUUUUCCUCGGGCCAUCUCAGAGAGUUUCACUCCUAAAACCCUUCCUAUGUCGGCUGCAUCUCGUCAGGGACGUUCCCGGAUCCCCCCGGUUGCUAACAGCAGCCGCUACAGUACACGAAGUCGCCUCUACACAGCGCCCAUGCAAGCCAUUUCUGAAGGGGAGACAGAAAACUCAGAUGGGAGCCCUCAUGAUGAUAGAUCAUCAUAAAAUGACCUAAUAAGAACUUUUGCCUGUUGUGUUUUCUGGAUUUUAAAUACCCCCACUACUCUUUUUCAGCAGUAGGGGGACUCCUGCAGCGUUUGAAACCUGACUGUUGCUGAUAUGCACACAGCUAAAAGCAAACUGUUUAAAAGUGGCAGACUGUUGCGAGAAAGAAU